Messenger RNA from Gossypium raimondii (Peruvian cotton), 1191 nucleotides. RefSeq names its product putative disease resistance protein At4g19050. The coding region runs from base 1 to 1191 and encodes 396 amino acids. The record is from RefSeq and is a predicted model, not a curated record. The transcript is spliced from 3 exons. Lineage: Eukaryota; Viridiplantae; Streptophyta; Magnoliopsida; Malvales; Malvaceae.
AUGGCAUCGGUCAACUCUUUUCCUCAUUCUCUUUCAUUUCCAAAUAAUGGUGUUGGGGUUCUCCUCCGCGGAUCACCUAGCUCUUUUGUCAUCACUGCUUGUUCUGAUGUUGUCACUAAUCGGAGAAGCCACCAAAUGUGUUUGGAAGCAGAGGAAACCGAAUUGCAACCUGACAAGAUUUCAUGUGUUGAAUCUCUGCUGAUAUAUGACUGUGAAAGGGUCAAUAGACUGCCACAAGUCUUACAUGAGCUCAUAUUUCUUACAGUGAUAGAAAUUGGUAAUUGUCGAGGCUUGGUUUCUUUUGCAGAGAAUAACUUACCUCCUAAUUUAAAAAAGCUGAGUACUACAAACUGUGAGAAUUUGGAGUAUUUGGUUGAUGAAAAAGAAGAUAAUAAGAGUAUGAGUAGUACCCUCUGUGUUCUUGAGGAGUUGUCUAUCUAUAAAUGUCUGUCUCUAAUGUCUUUGUCAUCGAAGGGGCACAAAAAUAUUUGCAAGUUGGAAUACAUAGCCCAAGAGUUUGAGGAAACCGCUUGUCUUGAAUCUAUUCUAUUUUUCAGAUCUGGAAUUAAUUCUCUACCACGAGGACUAGGCAAGCUCAAACAUCUCCAGGAGAUUUGGUUGCUUUUGUGUUCAAAUUUGGUUUCUUUUGAAGAAAAUGGGUUGCUCACCACCAGCUUCAGAGCUUUUGUAGUUGAUGGUUGUGGAAAUUUUGGAGCCCUUCCCAAGUGCAUGGCCAGCACCACCUCCCUUCGACGAUUAAGGGUGCGCAACUGUUCGGCUGACAUAUCAUUUCCAUUGGAGGGAUUCCCUGCCAAUCUCACAUCACUUACAAUCUCAAAGGCACUCAAGAUUUAUAGGUCACUUGUGGAAUGGGGAUUAAAUAGACUCACCUCUCUUCAAGAAUUGGCCAUCAGAGGUGUAGGAAGCUCAAACGUGGUGUCGUUCCCAGAAAAAGGGACUGGAAUGAUGCUUCCUCUUUCCCUCACCCAUAUCAUCCUUUUAGAAUUUGCGAAUCUGGAAUACAUGUCAUCCAAGGGCUUUCAAGACCUCGCCUCUCUUAAAGAAUUGGACAUUGGCGAAUGUCCCAAGCUAACAUCUCUUCCGGAAAAAGACGUGCUUCUCUCGCUUGGAUAUUUACAUAUUUACAGUUGUCCGUUGCUGAAAGAAGAGUGCUUAAGCGAUAAAGGGUGA